Periconia digitata is the source of this 1741-nucleotide messenger RNA. Lineage: Eukaryota; Fungi; Ascomycota; Dothideomycetes; Pleosporales; Periconiaceae. The record is from the annotation of a GenBank genome assembly.
CUACAACCUCCACUACUACUACUACCUACCUCCCCUACACUUACUCACUUACUCACCUACCCUCCCUCCCUUACUUAUUAUUCUUCUCUUUACCAACCCCCCUUUCGCCAAGCCCCGUAUCGUCGCCCGCGACACUCCACACUCGCGCACACGCACACAGACACCCCCAAACGCCACGUCGUCGAUUUACCCCUAGGUGCACACAUCCAAAAACAAACCCAAAAAAAUCGCCAUCGCCAUUUCUCCACCGCACGUUGCCCUACCCAAGCACCUACCGCGCACUCUGCGCGUCCCUCGCGCGCGCGUUGCCCUACAUCACUUACCGAAGUAGAGUGCCACCCUCCACGCCCGCCGAGCAAGUUCGUCCAACCCGACGAGCUUAGCAAAAGCACCUCGCGUGUAGAUGUGGCUCACCAAGGUCCUCUCUUCGGCCUCCUUCCUCGGCGCCAUCAUCUUCACCAUCCCUUUGGCCUUUGACAUCGGGGGACGCCAGUGUGGUCUGGCCUUCUCUCUUGCCCUGAGCACCUACUAUUUCCUGUACUCGGCUUUACGACUAGCUACCCCCGACCACUCCCGCUUCCGUUGGUCCGUCUGCAAGCUGUUUGCUCUCACCCAAUGGCUCAUGAUACCUACCUUUCUCAUCUGGAGUCUGAAUAAAUUUUCCGUCGAUUCCAACAACGCUUCGGGCUGGGUGGAGCGCACUUUUGGCCGCAAGAGGGCUCAAGAUGCCACUGUGCACGAAUGGAUCUUCGGCGUCGACGGUCUCGCCGAGUCCCUCACCAUAGGCACUUGGGAUAAAGUCCUGCGCUACAGCACCCCCAUUUUCCAGGUUGGCGAGGGCUUUUGCAGCCUGUUGGUCAUUCAAGCUGCCGGCCAGAUCACAAGAUGGCUCGUCAAUAGGGAACGGGGAGACAACUGGAUGAUUGGCCUCUUGAUCGCUUCGGCCUCCAUCAUUUCCUCGUCCGUCUACUUCCUGUGGCGCAUCACCACCUUCCCCGAAGUGAGCAACGUGGAUGCUAUCCUCAUUGGCGUCGCUCUCACAACCGCCAUGUUCUUGUGUGCGUGGGGCAUUGUCAGCGGAAGAGGCAACCCUGUGGAGUCUUCGUUGUUGUUUGCAUACGUGACUCUAUGCAUUUACCAGAUCUUCACAGAUUACCAGCCCGCUCCUGGCUCGUCCGCUGCGCCCGAUACACCUCCUGAUCCGGCUCUGCCUCCUCUGCCUCCCAUCAUUAUGGCGUCUUACACCACACUCAUACACGCACUGGGCUCGCUUCCCACAAUAAUGCACACCGCGUUUAACCUCAUGGUGGGCGCCGUCAUGACCAUCACCCCGAGCGUCAUCGUAUCACUCGCGUACCGAGUUUUUGUCAUGUAUGCCGCCGCUCGCAUCAUCCCCGCUGUCCGAGAAAGCGGUGCACGAGCUCUCUCCCAGGAGCCCAGUCUCGACGAUGAUGACGACACCACAAAGCUGCUGGGACUUCUUACUUGGUUUAGCCCCAGUAUUCUGAUUGCUGUCUAUACUAGUCUACUCAUGCAGCAUUUUGCGAGCGGAAAUGGUGGGAUUGUGGAUGCUGGGAGCGCGGUGCAAGGCGAAUGGUGGAAAAAUCAAGGUGGUGAUACCGGGGGCAAUUUCUGGCGCUGGAUCAACCUUGCGGUGACCAUGGCCAUAUACGCAGUGGAGCUUAGAAUAUCAAAAGAAGACGAUGAUGGACGGCUUACCAGCCACUGGAAAAGCGACUAA